GGGCAGCUGAUAUCAUUAUUUCAACCUUUGGAGCACUUGUUUUUGUAGGUUCGAUCUCUCUUUAUAUCUAGAGAGGAUGAAGUCAAGAAGUUUCAUUUCCUAGUUAUUUUCGGCAUCGUACGUUACUUCCACAAAUAGAAAGGCCGCGUUUGUUCUUUUUGUUCCCUUGUUUUAAACUAGAGGUUGCCUGUGUCUGUCCUGUAAAGAUGUCACAGCUAGUGAAAAUUCCUUGGUUUUCUGAAAACCCAAUGGAUGACUAUCUGCAGUAUUUAAGUGGAACAGUGGGAAUCGCUGCUCUAACAGGCGCUGCAGCUGCUACAGCUUUAUACAUGGCGCUCUCACCGUCUCCCAUGUCUCCACCUGUUGAUAUCGAAAAUCAAUCAGCUGAAGUUCCUAAUUCAGGCGGAGCUCGUCAAUCAAAAUUAGCACCUCCGGGUGAGAUGACUGGUUUUCUUUAUGAGGAUGCAAAAACUCUUUUGGAAAUGAUGCAGAGAGGAUACAGGAUGUCAAGUAAUGGUAAUUGCCUUGGCUACAAAAUAUCAAAGACAGAAUAUACUUUCAUCAGUUAUGGUGAAGUGAUAGAGAGGGCAAGAAAUUUUGCAUCUGGUUUGGUAAAGAUUGGAAUGAAGCCUGGUCAAGAUUCUUUCAUUGGAAUCUAUGCACAAAAUUGUGUUGAGUGGAUAUUGACUGAACAAGCUUGUUAUAACCAAUCUGCUGUCAUUGUUCCACUGUAUGAUACACUCGGACCUCAUGCAUGUUCUUUUAUAAUGAAUCAAGCUGAAAUUAAAAUAGUGGUUUGUGAUAAAGAAGAGAAAGUUAAAUCUCUUAUGGAACAGAGGGACGAGACCCCACUACUAAAACACAUAAUUUUAGUUAAUGAAGUCAGUGAAAAAAUAAAAGCUUUAGUUGAAGACAAAGGUGUUGAAUUGCAUUCAUUCAAAGAUAUUGAAGAACUAGGUGCUAAGAAUCCUGCUCCAAUAUUGCCACCUAAACCAUCUGAUGUUGCUACAGUCUGUUACACAAGUGGAACAACUGGUGAUCCAAAAGGUGUUAUGCUUACCCAUGAAAACAUAAUAAUUGAUGCCUCUGCUGUUAUUGAUCAAUUGGCUGAGUAUGCACCUAACAAAAAUGAUAUCAUGAUAUCAUUCCUACCAUUAGCUCAUAUGCUUGAAAGACUGUGUGAAGUGACAGUUUACAUCAAUGGUGGAAGCAUUGGUUUUUACAGUGGUGAUAUUAGAGUACUAAUGGAGGACAUGAAAGCUUUAAGACCUACUAUUACACCUUGUGUUCCUAGGUUACUCAAUAGAAUCUAUGACAAAGUUCAAGCAAAAAUUAAUGGUAGUUUUAUGAAGAGAUUUUUGUUUAAUGUUGCCAUGCAUAUGAAAAAGUCUGAACUUCAAAAGUUUAUUAUCAGAAAUAACAGUAUUUGGGAUCGUUUGGUGUUUAAACCUGUUCGAGAAGGAAUGGGUGGUAGAAUUCGCCUACUUGUUAGUGGUUCUGCACCCUUAGCUGGAAACAUCUUAACUUUUAUUCGAUGUGCAUUGGGAUGCGUGGUUGUUGAAGGCUAUGGACAAACUGAGUGUGUAGCACCUUGCACAACAAAUAUUCAAGGUGACUAUUCAGUUGGGCAAGUUGGACCUCCGAUAUCAUGUUGUCAUAUCAAAUUAGUAGAUGUUCCCGAAAUGGAAUAUUUUUCAAAAAAUGGACAAGGAGAGGUUUGCAUCAAAGGACGUAAUGUGUUUAAAGGUUAUUUUAAAGAUCCUGAAAAAACAGCAGAAACAAUAGACUCUGAUGGUUGGUUGCAUACGGGUGACAUUGGCAUGUGGCUUCCAAAUGGGACACUUAAACUUGUUGACAGGAAAAAGAAUAUAUUUAAACUUGCACAGGGCGAAUAUAUUGCUCCAGAAAAAAUUGAAAAUAUUUAUCUAUCUAGCACUUACGUUUCUCAGAUAUUUGUACAUGGAGAAAGUUUACAGAGUUUCUUGGUUGCCAUUGUUGUACCAGAUAAAGAGGUUCUUAUGAAAUACUGUCAAGAGAAAGGAAUUCCUGGUACCUGGGAAGAAGUUUGCAAAAACAAAGAGAUAAAAGAGCUGAUAUUAAGUGACAUUAUUUACCUUGGAAAGAAGGCUGGUUUAAAAUCAUUUGAACAGGUGAAAGAUAUUUAUUUGAACCCUGAAAUGUUUUCGAUUGAUAACGGACUGCUCACACCUACUCUCAAGACAAAGAGACCAGAUUGUAAAAAAUGCUUUAUGGAUGUUAUCAAUUCUAUGUACAGGUUAAUGGUUUAGUUUCUGUAGAACUAUAUGUGUGUGUCUGCGUGUUUCUAAGAAUCUCUCCAACUAUACUCGAACACUAGUUUUGAAAAAAUGUUUGCGUGAAGGACCAAAUCAAGAAAGACCCCCCCCCCUCUAUGGAAUGUGAUCUUAAUGUUGCGAACUGCAAUUAUAUUAAGUAUUCCUAUUGAUUUUUUUUUCCAAGUCCACGAAACAUUUGAACUAAAAUUUUGGAUUGUAUGAUGAUGUCUUUCAUACAUUAGCUUGCUGUGUACAUUCCAGAUGAUAGACUAAUUAUUUUCACGUUUGCUGCACUCCUCUUUUCUGGAAAAAUUCCAUUUUUUAGUUUCGAUAUCAUUCAAACUAGCGUAACUUUAAAUCGAGUUGUCGUACCACUGCUGGCCGACGGGAUUUGCGGAUGACAGAAUUAUUCUUGUGUUUACAUGAAUGGUUAGUAUUGGUACAUUACUGAAACCGAUGUAAUAAUGUGAUAUUGUAUACUAUUAAUAUGCAUUGCAAUCCAUAUCUUUUUUGAAGUUGAAGAGUUAAUUAUAGUGUGUUUGUGAUAGUAACUUCAUUUUUACAUUUUGUUUUUGUUUCGUAUCUGAGAAAAAUAAGGCUUUUAAUUAAUUGGAUUUUUGUUAAAACUUUGUUGAUUAAUUUAAAAUUUUUAUUGACAUUAAUCAAAUUUUGUUUUAAUUUAUGUUAUUUAUAACUAGGCUAGUAUAAUAAGUUAUUUUUUUUUGUCCUUUUACUUUACAAUUGCUGUUUUUCUAUUAAGUAUAGUUUUGUGCUAGCAACUGUGCAGAAAUGUGAAAUGCUAAACAAGUAAUUGAAUACUUUAUUUACUAUUUGUUAAUGUAAUCAUUUUUCUCUGAAGUUAGUGAUUAACUGUAGUCCAAAAAGUAUUUAAAUGGCUAUUUUCACAUUGGAUUUGAACUAAUUUGAAAGUACAUCUAAUAAGCAAUGCAAAUUGUUUUAAUUUGAAUUAGUUGUUCCUUAUUAGUUUUUAAGAAAUAUUUUUUUGAAAGACUUUUUGGUUUUUAAAAAUAUUUCAAUCAUUUUUAAAAUUUUUAUAUUUAAUUAGUUUUUGAAUUUUAAAAUAGAGAAUAAAAUAUUUUUUUAAUGUCUAUGACAAGGUAAUACAAAAGUUUUCAUGCACUCUUUGUGCAAUAUAAGUGUUAUGUUUAUGUUCAGCUUUGUUUUGCAUAAUUGUGUCAUAUAUUUCCUAUUUUGGAAAUCUAAUGAGUGAGAAAUUUGCUUUUUAUUUAAAGGCCAUGUAUUGUCAUAUUCUAGAGCAUUUAAUUAUGUUUGUAUUUGUUUUAUUUAUUAAUAAAAACCCUCAAAAUAUACUCAUCAAUUAUAAAAUAAACCAUACAUUUGAGACAUUAGUGAUAUAAUCAUGGCUCAUUUCAGCUUUAAUGUUUUGAAAUAUUUUUUUUUAGUUUAGUUUCUUAUUUAUAGAAUCAUAUACUUAAAGUUGUGCCCUAUUUAAAUGAAGAAAAAAAUUAAGAGCAACAAAAUAUAGUAUUUUUAAAUCUCCUUUUAACUUGUGUAUUUUAUUGGAAUUUAGUAAUUAUAUGAAUAUUUACUUUUGUGUUUAAAGAAUUUUAGAAUUUCUUCUAUAACUAAAUUUCUUUAUUAAUUAUUUGACUUUUUGUAUUAUCUCUCUCUAAGAAAUGAAAUACUUUUUAGAAGUGUAGUUUGUGCAUCACCCGAUAAUUCUUUUUCAAGGUAUUGGGCACUGCAUUUGUUUUUCUUUUUGCAAAACUUUUCUUGUUAAUAAUUUAUUAAUUUCUUCCCCAGUGUUUCACUGUUUGUAAAUAUUCUUGUUUUUGUGCCUGUUCUUGUAACUUUUGACAUUAAAUUGUUUCCUGUACAUAAA
Messenger RNA from Parasteatoda tepidariorum (common house spider), 4158 nucleotides. Its product is annotated as long-chain-fatty-acid--CoA ligase 1. The record is from RefSeq and is a predicted model, not a curated record. Gene Ontology annotation, cellular component: membrane; endoplasmic reticulum. Lineage: Eukaryota; Metazoa; Arthropoda; Arachnida; Araneae; Theridiidae. Gene Ontology annotation, biological process: fatty acid metabolic process. Gene Ontology annotation, molecular function: long-chain fatty acid-CoA ligase activity.